Messenger RNA from Symbiodinium natans, 2031 nucleotides. Lineage: Eukaryota; Dinophyceae; Suessiales; Symbiodiniaceae. The record is from the annotation of a GenBank genome assembly.
AUGAAGCUGCGCAGCAACUCCUCCCUACAACAGAUGCUCGCAGAGAUGGGCAUCAUCCGCAACGGCAUGGGCCUCGAAAUACACAUGUGCUCCCUCCAACUGUUCGAGCCCUCGCUGGUGCAGCAGCAGAUGCAAUCGCAGAUCUCUGAUUUGCGGGACAAGCUCACUGAUGCGUAUACAGAGAUUGCCAACAUGAAGAAGACCAAAAGCCAGUUCGAGCAGGAGGUGCACGCCGAGAGUCAGUCCCUGUCGGAGCAGCUGCAGUUCAAGACGCUGGAGCUAGAAACCUUGAAAAAGGCAUAUGCUCACACGCACCAGCAGCUCCAGCAGCAGAUCAUCCAGUUGCAAACAGAGGUCAACGAGCUCAGAAUGAAGGGCGAUGAUGUGAACAGGCCUGCGCCGCAACCAGACCAUGGUUCCAUCAACGGUAUUCUGGUGCUUGACAUCGAUUUACCGCAAUUCUUCGCGUUCGGCUUUGUGGCCUUUGUGAGCGACAGUGGCCGCGAGGCCAGCGUAUCGUCAGCUGCCGCGGCCUUCUCCCAAAAGGCGUUCCUUCAGAGGUUUGAGACGGAAGAGACCCUCGAAGAGAAGCUCGCCGCGCUCGAGUUUGCUCAGGGAACCCGCGCAUUUGAUGAGCAGGUGGCUCUGCCAACAACGGUGGACCAGACGUUGGUACUGCUGAGCCCUUUUGCCUCCGUGGAUGAGCACCGCCGGGCUGUCCAGGACCUUUGCCUGGAGCCUCUUGGGCCCAUUGAAACCCAGGCACUGCUCUGCCAGCGCCGGGAUCGUUCGAGUCCCGGAAAGCCAUCUAAAGCCCUCUUGGAGGCCAGCGCCAAGCAGGAGGUGCAGGAUGACAAGCCGCCGCGUGGGUCCCGUCCGGAGGGCGCGAACAUUCCGACGCCGCUCGUGCAUUGUUCAGUUCCUGCCCAUCCGGCCGUCUGUGCGUUGCUGCUAGAUGCGCAGCCGGGAGAGCGGGUGUUGGAUCUAUGCGGCUCUGCAGUGAAGGCUGCAGUCCUUGCCUGCUGCAUGUUCUCCCACAGACACGGUCAGAGUUGGCUUGAAAGUGUUGGUCAUGAGUCUGGCGCUUUGAGCUCAGGGAGGAGAGAGGGCACCCUUCUGGUUUCCAAUGCUCCUGACAGGACAUAUGCCCGAAGCUUGGAGCCGUGGCUCCAGAGCUUGCUUCCUGCAGAGGUUCCCGUACUCCAUGCUGCAAGGCCGGGAGCUUCUGGUCACAUCCUCCUCAGCACGGUGGAGGCGUGGCAAAAACAGUCACUACUGCCACUGCAGAGGCUUGGACCCUUUGACCGAAUCAUCGUGGAUCCAAGCUGCACCGGAGGUUUCGGAGCAAGGAUGCCUGAUCUAAAGUAUCCUGAGCUUGCCGAGGCGCUGCUGUGCAAUGCAGCGAAGCUUCUCCGGCCUGGAGGGAUACUGCUCUACUCUACGGUGCGCGUAGAGGAACGGACCAUGGACACGGUUGUGCGUGGUUUUCUUCGGAAUGCCAAGGAGGACUUCGAGGUCUUGCCGCCUGAUCUUCAUCUUGACGUUGCAUCUGUUCAGAUGGAGUUCGGCCAGCUGUUGAAUCUAGGAGCCUCGAGCCAGCACCAGUGCCCAGAAGAUUUCUUCGUGCAAUGCCACCUGACCCGGAGGACAGAAGCCGUGGAGAUGGCAGCACAGUAUGCGAACAAUGAGAUGAAGAGGCUUCGCAACGAGCAUGAUCAGGCCAUAGCCAGUCUCGCCGAGAACAUGAACAGGUGGAACGACACUGUGCGAGACCUGUCCAAGGAGUUCCACGACUUCCAAAAGGUCAUGAACGUCAACCACCAGCGGCUGCAAAGCUCUGUUUGGGAAGUUCAGGGCAAGCUGGGCCCGGCGGCUCCCAGUGCUCCUCAAAUAGAAGCAACUCACAGCGUCUAUGCUUCUCGUCAGCACGAGCUUUUGCAAGCGUUUGCAGCGGGGGCGCCCUGUGCUGGCGCUGGCAUGAGAGCCCAGUCACCGCCGGCAGCCAGGAAAGCGAUGGUGGCUUCGAGGUGA